Molecule: messenger RNA, 497 nt
Organism: Paramecium pentaurelia
Lineage: Eukaryota; Ciliophora; Oligohymenophorea; Peniculida; Parameciidae
Source: the annotation of a GenBank genome assembly
AAUGAGCAAUGCAUUUAAAUAGGCUGGAAACACUCUCUCAAAAGGUAAUGAUUUGGGAUAGACUGGACAGAGCUUUGCAGGAUCUUAAAAUCCAGCAUCUUUAAAAGGGAAACUAAUGAGUUUAGAAGUAAUGAAACUGAUACCAUAUUUUAUAAUAGGAAACAAUCAAAGGUAUUCAAGAUGAGAUGAAUUUCCAUAAGAAAGAAGUUUAAAUAUUAAAAUCUGAGAAAGACACUCUUGAAUCUGUUUUAAGUAUGAAAACUUAAGAUGUCAAAAAAACAUUAACUAAUGAAUUAAUGAGAAUAGAAGAAGAAAUGAAACGGUAUUCUAAUUUAAUAAAAUAGACAUUUCGCCCAUCAAAAAGCAGAGAAUUCUAGAUUAUAAUAAUAAAUUACUGCUCUUAAAGGAGAAAAAACUGCCCUCCAAUAAUAAUUACUUGGACUUUAAAGAAGAAUUGCUGAAUUAGAACUCCAAGUUGGAUAAGAGUAGGCAUGAUU